Molecule: messenger RNA, 1593 nt
Organism: Dictyostelium discoideum AX4
Lineage: Eukaryota; Evosea; Eumycetozoa; Dictyosteliales; Dictyosteliaceae
Exons: 2
Coding region: 1-1593 (530 amino acids)
Cellular component (GO): cytoplasm
Molecular function (GO): zinc ion binding
Source: RefSeq, a predicted model, not a curated record
AUGAAAUUGGGUAGAGAUAUACCAAUUUAUAAACUUAUAAUAAUAAAAAAUGAAAGUAUAGAAAAUAAUUUAAAAGAAAUUUCAUUUUCAGAUAAUUUUAAAUGUCAAAUUUGUGAAGGUUUACUUAUUAGUAGUUUAAUACCAAAUAGAAUGAAAGCAUUACAAUGUAUUAAUGGUCAUUGUUUUUGUUUAACUUGUUGGGAAAGUAUAUUAGAAAUUAAAAGUGAAUGUCCAACUUGCAGAAUUCAAAUUCAAUCAAUGAAUACUCUUUCAAAUAAUUUAUUUAUUAUUAAAUCAAUAUCUGAAUCUAUUAAAAUUCAUUGUCCAAAUUAUUUAAAUUUUGAUAAUAGUAAUAACUUUAAUGGAUGUAAAGAAAUUAUUACAAUUGAUGAAAUUGAUAGACAUGAAAGUAAAUGUGAAUUUAGAUUUAUCAAAUGUUCAAUAAAUAAUCAAUGUAAUGAAAUAAUUAGAUUUAAUGAAAGGGAUAAACAUGAAAGUCAAUGUGAUUUCAUCAUUCAAAAAUGUACCCAUUGUGAUGAAUCUGUUCAAAUGAAACAAAUGCAAGGUCAUAUCCUCUUUGAAUGUUUAAAAGUUUUAAUUACUUGUCAACAUUGUUCUUUACAAUUUACAAGAUUAAAAUUACAAAAUCAUAUUGAAAAUCAUUGUAAAGAAAUUAAAAUUGAAUGUCCAUUUAAAUCAUUAAAAAUUAUUUAUAAUAAUAAUAAUAAUGAUAAUGAUAAUAAUGAUAGUGAUGAAAACAACUCAAAUCAAUCAUUAUCAUCAUCAUCUUUAUCAUCAUCAAUAAUACCAUUAUCACCAUGUAAUGAAUUAAUGAAAAGGAGUGAAUUAUCAAAACAUUUCAUUAGAAAUCAUCAAUAUCAUAAUGAAUUGGUAUCGAUUGUAUUAAAGAAACAAGAAAAUAAAAUUAAAAAACUUGAAACUAUAAUUCAACAAAAUAAUGUGAAUCAGAAUUUCGAAAUUUCAAUAAUAAAACAUUCAAAUUCAUUAACUAGAGAUUCUUUCUAUAAAGAGAAUAAAAAAAAGGAUAAAUUAAUUCAAGAUUUAAUGAAAAGAGUUUUAAUACUAGAACACCAACAACAACAAAAUCAAAUUCAAAAUCAAAUUCAAAAUCAAAUUCAAAAGUUAUCAAAUAAAUCAAUAUUCACAACUACAACAACAACAACCUCAACUUCUGAUAAAAAUAAUAAUAAUAAUAACAAUAACAACAAUAAUAAUAAUAAUAAUAAUGAAGAUGAGGAAGAUGAUGAUAACAUUAAAAACAAUGAUAAUCAAGGUAAUUUGAAAUCAUUAAGGGAAAUGUUUAAUACAAUUUCAAACUUUAAAGAUGAUGAAAAUGAACAACAACAAAUACAACAGCAACAACAACUACCUUUUACAUCAUUUGGGCCAUUAUCAGUUCAACAACAAAAUAAUCCAACAAAACAAUUUAAUCAAUUGUCACAACCACAAACACAACCACAAUCACAGUCACAAUCACAAUCAUUAUUUGGAGAGUGGUCACCAAUCACAAUAAAUCAAAAUCAGAAUACUCCAUCUAACCCUUUCUCCAUAUUUAGUGGUACCUCUUUAUAA